Messenger RNA from Ordospora colligata OC4, 525 nucleotides. Its product is annotated as putative transmembrane adaptor Erv26. Gene Ontology annotation, molecular function: COPII receptor activity. Gene Ontology annotation, biological process: endoplasmic reticulum to Golgi vesicle-mediated transport. NCBI's taxonomy places the organism in Eukaryota, Fungi, Microsporidia, Ordosporidae. The coding region runs from base 1 to 525 and encodes 174 amino acids. The transcript has a single exon. The record is from RefSeq and is a predicted model, not a curated record. Gene Ontology annotation, cellular component: Golgi membrane; COPII-coated ER to Golgi transport vesicle; endoplasmic reticulum membrane.
AUGAUUUCUAUAUUUUUCAAGAGUUUGUUGUUGAUUCUGGGCUCUGUUGGAGGCAUCCUAGCAUUUGGAAUGGGAAUCAUCAAAGCAAUAGACUACAUCGAGGACAAAGCAUAUGCAGCAAAGAAAUACAUAGCAACAAUAGUGCAGAUCAGCAUGGGAUUGCAUCUUGUUUUUUUGCUGAGAGGCGUGUCUAUAUUCCAUGUUUUGUUUAGCUUGUCUAUACAAUACUCGUUCUACUGCUUACUCGAGUUGUACCCUCUUGUAAAGAUGGACAACCCAUACUUUAUAUAUGGAACAAUAGCAUCGCUGAUCAAUCACUUCCUUGUGAUACGCAUGGUUUUCUCUAAGUCCAAAGUGUUUGGGCUUGAGAUCAUAUUUAGCUUUGCAUUGAUAUGGGUAACGCCGUUCUGCUUCUUCCUGAGCCUCAGUGCAAAUGACGAGGCAUUGAUGAUCAAGGGAAAAAAGGCGUCUCCAACAAUAAUCGGAAAUGUCCUGAAGAAGUAUCUAUUUAAAGAAAACAAGUAG